Messenger RNA from Peronospora matthiolae, 360 nucleotides. NCBI's taxonomy places the organism in Eukaryota, Oomycota, Peronosporomycetes, Peronosporales, Peronosporaceae. The record is from the annotation of a GenBank genome assembly.
AUGUUGCUCGAGCAAAAUGGAGGGUUUCGGUCAUUGCAGGCACGCGCUAGUGGUGGUCUCAUUGUGUCGACAAAUCUGCCUUCGAUGAACGAGCUCUUGACUCCCGCGUCUCGUGUGCUUAUUACAGUGAAGCGCCAAGCGCAUCCGCGGCAGAAUCUCGGUGGUCAGUUCAAGGGAAAGUUUUACUUGAAAGGUGUUGAGGGAUACGUUGCAGUCGUGAAUGGUUCCAGUGUAUGCCCGGCGGUCGAAAAAGUGCUGGCUAGGACUCCGGCUGAACGUGAGAGGAAGAGGGCACGAGUGAAGAGGCAGUAUUUUGUAAACUCGAUUUUGUUGUUUCAAGCUGUGGGAACUUGCGCGUAG